UUGAAGUUUUUCGGGUAGGCCGGAACUGGUCUUGUAUACGACAGAUGUCCGGGGUCGAUGUUCUCACUGGCUUCGAGGGCUUUCCCGUCACCAAAGCUAAUGUCAAUGUCGUUGGCUAUGCUAUCAAGGACAAGAGUUUGAUACAAGGUGAUACAUCCGGUCUCGACAUCUACACCACUGUCGAUGGCGAUGGUGUACCAGAGUGCGAUGUCCGCUGUUACAGGGGCGCGCACCUCGAUGGAAACCUCGAAGAGUGCCCUGGCGGCGCAGACCGCCGCUAUGAUAUCAGCCUUUGGCUCGACGAGAGCCUCGAGGGUCAGAUGGGUGGCUACGGGUACAACUGGGGCCAGGAGCUCGGUCCCGAUUACUUCCUCCAAAACGUUAAGAACGACAACAUUCACAUUUUGCUACAUGAAAUGGGCCACGGUUUUGGCCUACUUGACUUUUACACAUGGGUUCCCUCUGGUCAGACGAAUUUCGUCAUGAUGGCUGGCAGUGCUAUGGAAAUUAUUGAGUUCGACGCUUGGAUGCUUCGUGAUUGGUAUAGAAAGCUUAAGGCUGAGCGUGGCUGGUAG
Messenger RNA from Periconia digitata, 575 nucleotides. Lineage: Eukaryota; Fungi; Ascomycota; Dothideomycetes; Pleosporales; Periconiaceae. The record is from the annotation of a GenBank genome assembly.